This is a messenger RNA of Soboliphyme baturini, 834 nucleotides long. Lineage: Eukaryota; Metazoa; Nematoda; Enoplea; Dioctophymatida; Soboliphymatidae. The record is from the annotation of a GenBank genome assembly.
AUGGCAACUGCUUUCAACCGAGGUCGUUCCACUUUCUACCUGGUCUUCGCGUUUUGUGAGCAUGACCUCGCCGGACUGCUGAGUAACAUGAAAGUGAAAUUUUCCCUCGGCGAAAUCAAGGAGGUAAUGAAGCAACUGCUGGAAGGCCUUUACUUCAUCCACGCACAAAACAUCCUGCAUCGAGACAUGAAGGCGGCGAACAUUCUGAUCACCAAGGACGGUGUAUUGAAGUUGGCCGACUUCGGCUUGGCGCGCCCUGUUAUGAAACAAGACCCGAGGUACACGAACCGAGUGGUAACACUUUGGUACCGUCCCCCGGAACUGUUGCUCGGCGAUCGCAAGUACACCACUGCGAUUGACAUUUGGGGAGCCGGUUGCAUCAUGGCAGAGCUGUGGACCAGGAGUCCUAUUAUGCAGGGUGCAACGGAGCAACGCCAAAUAAUGUUGAUCAGUCAGCUGUGCGGCAGCAUCAUGCCAGACAUUUGGCCAAACGUUGUCAACUUGGAUUUGUACCGCAAGAUUGAGCUGCCCCAUGGUCUAAAGCGAAAAGUGAAGGAACGACUGCAGCCUUACGUGAAAGACCCAUUUGCACUGGACUUGAUCGAUCAGCUGCUCACGCUCGAUCCCAGUAGAAGAAUCGACGCAGACAAGGCGCUGAAUCAUCAAUUUUUUUGGAGCGAUCCUAUGCCAUGCGGACUAAAGAGAAUGUUGAGUGAACACACCACUUCGAUGUUCGAGUACCUGGCGCCUCCUCGUCGUAGGGGAGUUGCCGGCGUAGGACCGAGUAGCACAGCGGUAGACAAACAAGAAGGCUAUCAUGACCGAGUUUUUUAA